Babesia ovata is the source of this 525-nucleotide messenger RNA. Its product is annotated as IMC sub-compartment ISP3, putative. The coding region runs from base 1 to 525 and encodes 174 amino acids. Lineage: Eukaryota; Apicomplexa; Aconoidasida; Piroplasmida; Babesiidae. The transcript has a single exon. The record is from RefSeq and is a predicted model, not a curated record.
AUGGGAAAUCAGGCAAGCAGCACCCAGGGCAAUGGCAAGUACGACCCUAAUGCUUUAUUUGCGCGCGAUGAAUCCCUCCAGCCCGAGGAAGAAACGUAUUUCAUGAAUCACAUGGUCAAUGGAUGCGAAACGCACAUAGUCUUUGCAGAUGGCAGCUCCCUGCCGUGCUCCGUGGUCUACGACCUCGCGGAAGACUGCUUGCAUCUGCAGGUGGACGACAAGAGGCGCGUGAUCGCGCUAAGCGACGUGGAGGAGAUCCUUGGCGUGGACAACGUCGAGGGGCUAAGCACCGUCGACAAAGCGAUGAUCAUAGACGCGCAUAUCGUGGCCUUCCGGCUCAGCAGCACGAAGAAGGCCAUCCUCCUGCGUUUCAACGACAUCAAGGAGAGCAAGGGGUUCUACCAUUUUCUCAAGGAGAUCAUCCAGGAGAAUGCAGAGAAGGCACCCGCGCCGGAGCCGAUUGCAGAUGAUGAGGCAGCCGACGAGGACGACAACAAUGAGUGGUCCCAAACUAUCAUAUUCUAG